AGCCACUCACCAAUGUGUAGAGUCAGAUUGUGAUUGCUCUACACCAGAGCCCGCAGCCUGCUUGAAGGCCUCGUCUCACCGCCGGUGCCAGACCAGAGAACAACCCCCAAGACGAGCGGUACAAGCGCAAGGCGCUGUCCUGCAGUGUUGGGGAUGGUGUGACCACUGGUCAAGUUUAGCUGAAAGAGCCGAUCGAUAAAAGGUCCCAUUCGUCUUUCCCAACCGCUCUUCAACUCACGUCCGGUGACCAUGAAUCCGUCUCGCGGUGGGAGAAGCUGCCUGAACCACCGCCACCACCGCCACCACCGGCUGGAAGAGGAGGAGGAGGUCUCGCUCCACGCCAGCUCCGCCUGCGCCGCAGACGACCUCCUCGGCAGCGGCGGAAAGCCGUCGCCUCCGUUGGCGGCGGGGGAACGGGCUCGCCAGAGUCCAGCGCGGCGCCCGAGCGACUCUCACUGCGCAGCGCUCGGAGAGCAGGCGGCGGCGGCGCGUGAGGCCCGUCUGGAACGCACCGGCAGCAGCGGCGCCGUCCGCAAGCGCUCCGACAGCGCGGGGUGCGGCGUGGGUGUCCAGGAGCUGGCGCCGGAGGCGAGGUGCUCGCGGGGCGGCGGUGGCGAGGGAGACGUGGCCGCCUCGAGACGGAGCGCCGGGGAGAAGGAGGCGCAGCUUCUCCGCAGGCUGAAGUCUGCAUUGGUCGUGUCGGAAGUUGACGGGGCUCAGCUGCGGGCUCGCUGCGAGCGCCUGGAGGACGACCUGAGCGAGAGCGUGAGGACGGGGUUGGCCGCCUGGCACGAGGCGGACAGGCGGGCGGUGCGCUGCCGGCAGCUCCAGCGCGAAGUGCGGCAGCUGCGGGAGUCGCUCGGAGCCCUGCAGGAGCCGGGACUCAUGGCGGGCUACGUGCUGGAUCCCACGUCCGUGCCCCUCGCCUUCGGAAACUCCCGUUGA
This is a messenger RNA of Lethenteron reissneri (Far Eastern brook lamprey), 945 nucleotides long. RefSeq lists its product as uncharacterized. NCBI's taxonomy places the organism in Eukaryota, Metazoa, Chordata, Hyperoartia, Petromyzontiformes, Petromyzontidae. The record is from RefSeq and is a predicted model, not a curated record.